Messenger RNA from Eremomyces bilateralis CBS 781.70, 571 nucleotides. RefSeq names its product tubulin binding cofactor A. Lineage: Eukaryota; Fungi; Ascomycota; Dothideomycetes; Eremomycetales; Eremomycetaceae. Gene Ontology annotation, biological process: tubulin complex assembly; post-chaperonin tubulin folding pathway. Gene Ontology annotation, molecular function: beta-tubulin binding. The record is from RefSeq and is a predicted model, not a curated record. The transcript has 3 exons. The coding region runs from base 136 to 459 and encodes 107 amino acids. Gene Ontology annotation, cellular component: microtubule cytoskeleton; cytosol.
AUUCAACUGCGGAGUCCAAGAACAACAAUUUCGAUAAUAACGAACUAUUCUAAUUCCCUCCAGUUUAUAAAGUCCCAGAAAAAAAGACACCGCGACAAAAUUUAUUCUAAGAAAGGAGCAUCACCGAUCGACAAAAUGGCUCCACCUUCCAAACUCGCCGUCGCAAUCUCCUCCGUCCAACGCCUCGCCAAAGAAGAGAAGAGCUACCACGUCGAACUGGAGCAGCAAGCAGCCCGCAUCGCGAAACUCCAGGCCGCCGAGAGCACGGAUGAAAAUGCAGAUUUCCAACUCCGACAAGAGCGUCAAGCGCUUGAGGAGACGAAGAAGGUUCUACCGUCCGUGCAGGAGCGGUUGAAGGGAGCGGUGGCUCAGCUGAAAGAGCAGCUGGAGGCCAACAGGGCGGACUGCCCGGCGGCUGACGUUGCGAGGGCAGAUGAGUUGUUGAAGAGCAUUGCGUGAGAGGGAAGAACAUGCGUGCGGAUCGACGGGCACGCUUUUCAGUAUAGAAGAUUGCAAAUGAUAUCCAUGAUCCCACUUGAUUAAAAGCCGACAGGUGGUAUCUAUUCAAACC